AGGUCUUUGCCUCCGCGUCACAUUCUCCUCCUCGAGUCUCCGGAGACAGGGAGCCGGGCGAGGCUCGCUUUCCCGGACGGAGCUCGAGCUCGGGUCCUCCCUGGGCGCUGAGGCCCCCGCCCCCCGCGGAGGGACUACUUGCCGUCACCCGCGGCGGGACUACUUCCUCCCCCGCGGAGGCGUCGGCCCUGGCGGCGCGCACGGCAUGGCGGCGGCGGCGGCGGCGGCGGCGGCGCGCGCCUGAGGAGAGGGGACGCCGGCCCGGUCAGGCCUCGGCGCGGCCUACACGCUUCGCUCGCUCGCUCGCUCCCGCCUCCCGCCCCGCGCCCGGCCAUGGCGGAGCCUUCGUCCGCCCGACGCCCGGUGCCUCUCAUCGAGUCGGAGCUGUACUUCCUCAUCGCCCGGUACCUAUCGGCGGGCCCGUGUCGGAGAGCGGCCCAGGUGCUGGUGCAGGAGCUGGAGCAGUACCAGUUGUUGCCGAAGAGGUUGGACUGGGAGGGCAACGAGCACAACAGGAGCUACGAGGAAUUGGUCUUGUCCAAUAAGCAUGUGGCUCCUGAUCAUCUGUUGCAAAUCUGCCAACGCAUCGGGCCUAUGUUGGAUAAAGAAAUUCCACCCAGUAUUUCAAGAGUCACUUCUUUACUUGGUGCAGGAAGGCAGUCUUUGCUACGUACAGCAAAAGACUGCAGGCACACAGUUUGGAAGGGCUCUGCCUUUGCUGCUCUUCAUAGAGGAAGACCUCCUGAAAUGCCAGUGAAUUAUGGUUCCCCACCUAAUCUUGUGGAGAUACAUCGAGGAAAACAACUCACAGGGUGUUCUACUUUUAGUACAGCAUUUCCAGGAACUAUGUAUCAACAUAUAAAAAUGCACAGAAGGAUUCUCGGACAUCUAUCUGCUGUUUACUGUGUAGCAUUUGAUAGGACAGGACAUAGAAUCUUUACAGGUUCAGAUGAUUGUUUGGUGAAGAUUUGGUCAACACAUAAUGGCCGCUUGUUAUCUACAUUAAGAGGCCAUUCUGCAGAAAUAUCAGAUAUGGCAGUAAACUAUGAGAAUACAAUGAUUGCUGCGGGGAGCUGUGAUAAAAUUAUUAGAGUGUGGUGCUUGAGGACUUGUGCCCCAGUUGCUGUGCUCCAAGGACACACAGGAUCAAUUACAUCUUUACAGUUUAGCCCGAUGGCCAAAGGCUGUCAAAGAUACAUGGUUUCCACUGGUGCUGAUGGGACAGUUUGCUUUUGGCAAUGGGAUUUAGAAUCCUUGAAAUUUAGCCCACGUCCCCUGAAGUUCACUGAAAAGCCUAGGCCAGGCGUUCAAAUGCUUUGUUCUUCUUUUAGUGUUGGUGGUAUGUUUUUAGCCACAGGUAGUACUGAUCAUGUAAUCAGAAUGUAUUUUUUGGGUUUUGAAGCACCUGAAAAAAUCGCGGAACUUGAAAGCCACACUGAUAAAGUAGAUAGUAUCCAAUUUUGUAACAAUGGUGAUCGGUUCCUAAGUGGUAGCAGAGAUGGAACAGCAAGGAUUUGGAGAUUUGAGCAGUUAGAAUGGAGGAGCAUUUUAUUGGAUAUGUCUACUAGAAUCUCAGGGGACUUAUCUUCGGAAGAGGAAAGGUUUAUGAAGCCUAAAGUAACAAUGAUAGCUUGGAAUCAAAAUGAUAGCAUUGUUGUCACAGCUGUGAAUGAUCAUGUCCUCAAAGUGUGGAAUUCCUACACUGGACAGUUGCUUCAUAACUUACUGGGACAUGCUGAUGAAGUAUUUGUUUUGGAGACACAUCCCUUUGAUUCCAGAAUUAUGUUAUCUGCAGGACACGAUGGCAGCAUAUUUAUAUGGGAUAUUACAAAAGGUACCAAGAUGAAACAUUAUUUUAAUAUGAUUGAAGGACAAGGACAUGGAGCUGUGUUUGACUGUAAGUUUUCACAGGAUGGACAGCAUUUUGCUUGUACAGAUUCUCAUGGACACCUUCUGAUAUUUGGUUUUGGAUGCAGCAAACCAUAUGAAAAGAUUCCUGAUCAGAUGUUCUUCCAUACUGACUAUCGACCACUUAUUAGAGAUUCUAAUAAUUAUGUCUUAGAUGAGCAAACUCAGCAGGCUCCUCAUCUUAUGCCUCCACCAUUCUUGGUAGAUGUAGAUGGAAAUCCUCAUCCAACUAAGUAUCAGAGAUUAGUACCAGGCCGAGAAAAUUGUGCAGAUGAACAUUUGGUUCCACAGCUGGGCUAUGUGGCAACAAGUGAUGGAGAGGUAAUUGAACAAAUUAUAAGUCUGCAAACCAAUGAUAAUGAUGAACGCAGCCCAGAAUCGAGUAUUCUUGAUGGAAUGAUAAGACAGUUGCAGCAGCAGCAAGAUCAGAGAAUGGGAGCAGAUCAGGAUACUAUUCCAAGUGGACUUUCACAUGGUGAAGAAACACCCCGGAGAGGUUUUAGAAGACUGAGCUUAGACAUUCAGUCUCCUCCAAAUAUUGGUCUGCGUCGUAGUGGACAAGUUGAAGGUGUUCGUCAGAUGCAUCAAAAUGCUCCACGCAGUCAGAUUGCUACAGAACGUGACCUGCAGGCAUGGAAGCGAAGAGUGGUUGUACCAGAGGUACCACUAGGCAUAUUUAGGAAGCUGGAAGACUUCCGAUUAGAGAAAGGUGAAGAGGAAAGAAAUCUUUAUAUCAUAGGAAGAAAAAGAAAGACUCUCCAGCUCUCACAUAAGUCAGAUUCAGUGGUUUUGGCAUCACAGUCUAGACAAAGGACAUGUAGGCGUAAAUAUCCAAAUUAUGGUAGAAGAAAUCUUAGCUGGCGCCAGUUAUCUUCUGGAAAUGAGUCUUCAAGCUCCGUAAGACAUGAGACUUCCUGUGAUCAAAGUGAAGGUUCUUGUUCUUCGGAAGAAGAUGAAUGGAGAAGUGAUAGAAAAAGUGAAAGUUACAGCGAAAGUUCAAGUGAUUCUUCAUCUAGAUAUUCCGAUUGGACAGCUGAUGCAGGCAUCAAUUUGCAGCCUCCUUUAAGAACAUCAUGUCGUCGACGAAUUACUCGAUUUUGUAGUAGUUCAGAAGAUGAAAUAUCUACUGAGAAUGUAUCUCCUCCAAAAAGAAGACGAAAGAGAAAGAAAGAAAAUAAGCCUACAAAAGAGAAUUUGCGGAGGAUGACUCCAGCAGAGCUUGCAAAUAUGGAACAUUUAUAUGAAUUUCAUCCUCCAGUUUGGAUUACUGACACCACACUUAGAAAAUCUCCUUUUGUUCCUCAAAUGGGUGAUGAGGUUAUAUAUUUUCGACAGGGUCAUGAAGCUUAUAUUGAGGCUGUGAGAAGAAAUAACAUUUAUGAACUGAACCCUAAUAAGGAGCCAUGGAGAAAAAUGGAUCUUAGGGAUCAAGAAUUGGUUAAAAUAGUUGGAAUACGAUAUGAAGUUGGGCCUCCUACACUCUGUUGCCUCAAACUAGCAUUUAUAGAUCCAGCAACUGGAAAACUUAUGGACAAGUCUUUCUCUAUUAGAUACCAUGAUAUGCCAGAUGUUAUUGACUUUCUUGUACUGCGUCAAUUUUAUGAUGAAGCAAGACAGAGGAAUUGGCAGUCUUGUGACAGAUUCCGCUCUAUUAUUGAUGAUGCUUGGUGGUUUGGAACAGUGUUAAGUCAAGAGCCAUAUCAACCACAGUAUCCUGAUAGUCAUUUCCAGUGUUAUGUUGUUAGGUGGGAUAAUACUGAAAUUGAAAAACUUAGCCCUUGGGACAUGGAACCAAUUCCUGAUAAUGUUGACCCACCUGAAGAAUUGGGGGCUAGUAUUUCUGUCACAUCAGAUGAGCUAGAAAAAUUGCUCUAUAAACCACAAGCUGGUGAAUGGGGUCAGAAAUCACGAGAUGAAGAAUGUGAUAGAAUUAUCAGUGGUAUAGAUCAACUUUUGAAUCUCGAUAUAGCAGCUGCUUUUGCAGGCCCUGUUGAUCUGUGUACAUAUCCGAAGUACUGUACUGUAGUAGCUUAUCCAACUGAUCUUUACACAAUUCGAAUGAGACUUGUUAAUCGAUUUUACAGGAGGCUGUCUGCGUUAGUUUGGGAAGUCAGAUAUAUAGAACAUAAUGCCAGAACAUUUAAUGAACCUGAGAGUGUAAUUGCAAGAUCAGCUAAAAAGAUAACUGACCAACUUUUAAAAUUUAUCAAGAAUCAACACUGUACAAACAUCUCAGAAGUUUCUAACACAUCUGAAAAUGAUGAGCAAAAUGCUGAGGAUUUGGAUGAUAGCGAUCUUCCUAAAACAUCUUCUGAAAGAAGGAGAGUGCAUGAUGGGAAAAAAAGCAUCAGAGCUACCAACUGUGUUGAAAGCAACUGGAAGAAACAGUGUAAGGAACUAGUGAACUUAAUUUUUCAGUGUGAAGAUUCUGAACCAUUUAGACAACCUGUUGAUUUGGUUGAAUAUCCAGACUACAGAGAUAUUAUAGAUACUCCAAUGGAUUUUGGAACAGUAAGGGAAACUCUAGAUGCAGGAAAUUAUGACAGCCCUUUGGAGUUUUGCAAAGACAUCCGGUUGAUAUUUAGCAAUGCAAAAGCAUAUACACCAAACAAAAGAUCAAAGAUUUAUAGUAUGACCUUGAGAUUAUCUGCCUUAUUUGAAGAAAAAAUGAAGAAAAUCUCUUCUGAUUUUAAAAUUGGUCAAAAAUUCAAUGAAAAACUUCGAAGAAGCCAGAGAUUCAAGCAACGGCAAAAUUGUAAAGGUGACACUCAGCCUAACAAAAGUAUCAGAAAUCUCAAGCAGAAGAGGUUAAAAUCUCAGACAAAAAUAAUUCCUGAGUUGGUAGGUUCUCCUACCCAGUCUACCUCAAGUAGGACAGCUUAUCCUGGAACCCACAAGACAAGUGCUGGUAUCUCUUCAGGUGUUACUUCUGGUGACUCUUCAGAUUCAGCAGAAUCAUCAGAAAGAAGGAGAAGAAACAGACCAAUAACAAAUGGUUCUGCAUUAUCUGAAAGUGAAAUGGAAGAUUCUUUAGCUACCUCUUUAUCAUCGUCAGCUUCCAGUAGUUCUGAGGAAAUCAAAGAGAAUUCAAGAGCUCGUGAUUCCUUCUUACGUAGUGGGCUAUCCAGAAGCAGCAAUCUCAGGGUAACCAGAACUAGAGCUGCUCAAAGAAAAACUGGUCCUGUUUCAUUAGAAAAUGGAUGUGGCAGAAAAGCUACUCGAAAGAGAGUCUAUUUAAGUGAUUCUGAUAACAAUUCAUUGGAGACGGGUGAAAUUCUAAAAGCCAGAGCUGGAAAUAACCGAAAAGUCUUACGGAAGUGUGCUGCUGUGGCUGCCAAUAAGAUAAAACUAAUGAGUGAUGUAGAAGAGAAUUCUAGCUCUGAAAGUGUCUGUUCUGGUCGGAAGCUGCCUCACCGCAAUGCUUCUGCUGUAGCUAGAAAAAAGUUAUUACAUAAUUCUGAAGAUGAUCAGAGCUUAAAGUCAGAAAUAGAAGAAGAGGAGCUAAAAGAUCAAAAUCAACCAUUACCAGUGUCUAAUUCUGAUGCUGCCCAGAGUAAUGUUGAUGAAUCUGAAAACAGAGAUUCAGAGUCAGAAAGUGAUUUGCGGGUAGCCCGGAAAAAUUGGCAUGCUAAUGGUUACAAGUCUCAUUUUCCAGCACCUUCUAAAACAAAAUUUCUUAAAAUAGAGUCUUCUGAGGAAGACUCUAAAAGUCAUGAUUCAGAUGAUGAAUGUAACAGAACUGCUGGCCCGUCGACAUCUGUGCAGAAAAUUAAGGCAGAGAGCAUCUCAGAGGAAGCAGAUUCUGAACCAGGAAAAUCUGGUGGUAGGAAAUACAAUACAUUUCACAAGAAUGUGAGUUUCUUUAAAAAAGCAAAGAUUUUGAGUGAUUCAGAAGACUCAGAAUCUGAAGAGCAAGAGCAGGAUAGAGAAGAUGAGAAGUGUCAUAAAAUGGAAGUGAACCCAAUUUCAGGAAAUGUGAAUUGUGACCCCAUUGCUGUGUCCCAGUGUUUCUCAGAUCAUGUAUCUGAAACUGAUUUAGAUACAGAUGAUGACAAAAAAGAAAAACCAAACAAUUUUAUGAAAGAUUCUACAUCACAAGACAAUGGACAAAGCAGAAAAAUUUCCAAGAAAAGGGUCUGUUCCAGUGACUCAGACAGCAGUUUACAGGUGGUUAAGAAAUCAACAAAAGCCAGAACAGGUCUCCUAAGGAUUACUCGAAGAUGUGCAGCCACGGCUGCCAAUAAGAUCAAGCUCAUGAGUGAUGUUGAAGAUGUCAGUUUAGAAAAUGUAUGCACUAGAAGCAAAAAUGGAAGGAAAAAACCUUUCCAUCUUGCUUGUACUACAUCUAAGAAGAAAUUGGGUGAUUGUGAGGGAAGUGUACAUUGUGAAAUGCCAAGUGAACAGUGUGCCUCUGACGACAAGCUGCCUGAUCCUGUCUCUGAGGGUAGCACAAAAGUGCUUAGUCAGGCUGUAAAUGGAGACUCAGACUCUGAAGGUAUGUUGAAUUCUGAACACAAGCACAGGGAUACCAAUAUUCACAAAAUAGAUGCACCUUCUAAAAGGAAAAGUUCCUCUGUUGCAUCUUCAGAAGAAGAUUCAAAAAGUCAUAUUCCAGGGAGUGAGAUUGUUAGGACAUUUUCUUCUGAGUCAACUUUGGCACAAAAAGCUACUGCAGAGAAUAAUUUUGAAGUGGAACUAAAUUAUGGGCUACGCAGGUGGAAUGGCAGAAGACUCAGGACCUAUGGAAAGGCUCCUUUCAGUAAGACAAAAGUGAUUCAUGAUUCACAGGAAGCUGCAGAGAAGGAAGUAAAAAGGAAGAGAUUGCAUCCUGAACUGGAAAAUUUGAAAAUCUCUGAAACAACUGGGAAUUCAAAGUUGAGACCUGAUACUAGUUCCAAAUCGUCAGAUUUGGGAUCUGUAACUGAAUCAGAUAUUGACUGUACUGAUAAUACAAAAACCAAAAGGAGGAAAACGAAAGGAAAAGCAAAAGUAGUUAGAAAAGGUAAAACUUUUACAGCUAACAUAUCUAAAACUGUGAGACGUCAAAGACAAAGCAAACGCCCUAGGUUAAGUGUGGAUGAUAAUGACUGGGAGGAUGUGGACUAUGCAAAAUCUAAAAGAGUUCUUCGACGUUCAAAAAUAAAAACGAGAAAUCAGGGUAGAAGAACUGUGAGAUACCAUGAUGGGGAUGAUGAUAGAAGCUUAGAAAAUGUGUUAGAUUUCAAUGAUUGCACCUUAUGACCUUGAGGGAAAGCCAGUUCAUUUAAGAGGAAAUGGACUGGAAUUUAUGGUGAAAGCUGGCUGUUAAAAUUAUUUUUUUGUCUUACAAUUCAGGGAAUAUAUUUAUAUUUUUCUAUGAAAAGUUAUGAAUGUGACUAAAUCAUGACUGUUAUUUUUAUUUGCACUUGCUGGUCUUUGUAGCAGCAUUCAGCACAGGUGCCAAAAUAUGCUUCAUUUUGGGGGCAGAUCUAUUUUGACAGUAUUUGACUACAUAUAGCAAGAGUUUGAAAUAUGUUAAACACUAGACAUCCUGGUUAUCAAAACCAAUGAGCAUUACUUUCAUGGUAGCAAGUGUCAUGCAGUUAUUUUCUGAAUUUGUCAAAGAGGCAGUAGUUUGUAACCCGUUCUAUAGUAGUAUAACAAUUUCACAACCUAUGUUUACAGAUUCUUUAUAAAUACAUGCAUACUGACACUAUAAUCAUGGGAGGUGUAACCAUGAUUUGUAGGCAAGGUACCUACCACUUUAGUUUUCUUUCCCUGGCUACUUGAGUAGAAUGCAUUACACCAGAUCUGGUCAUGUUCACUGAAAUGGUUUCUAAUUUUCUUUCCCAGUGCUAUUGGGUUUUUCUCUCUUUCUGAGGAAAACAUGAUCACUUUUAUGUUAUAAACUUGAAUUUAUAAAGUGCUGGUAAACUAUUUUUAAUAAUUUGAGUGCAUGUUUUAAGCCUCUUAAGACCAGAGCAUAGUCAUAGCAUUUUUCUUUUAAAUUGUGCACUAACAGAAUGCUAUAUAAUUUAUCUUCUGUCCAAGAUCUCCUGAUUUCCAUUGUAAGGGAUUUAACCAAAAUCUUGCUCUUCCAUAAUCUUACUCUGUGAAAUAGAGAAAUUUGUGUGCCUUAGCUUUAGAAGUAUGUUCUUUAAUAGAGUGUUGUACAGGGCUAAAAGAGUAUUUAAGUUAAUAUGUAGGUUUCCCCCAUCUGUAUUGAAAUUGUAGAGUUGAGUUUUGUUGAGAGUGCAAUUGCAAAUCUUACCUAUACAGGAAAAGAACUAAAUGUCAUUCUCCACCUCUUUGUUUUAGUUUACUGCUUCCGUGUGCAAUCCUAAGCAUUCUUUGCUGGGGCAACUAAAUCUAUCUUUAUUAGUGACCUCUAGUCCAAAUAUAAGAAACUGUCAUGUUUCAUGGGAAAAUAAUUUUAUAAUCCAUUUAAAAUGAAACUUUAUCACACAAAUAGUACACUUAUUUUCUAACCAAAUACUUGAUAGGUUAUGCAACUCCAGUGUAGGUGGCCAUUCCUAACUUGUUUGUGCCUGAAGAUGGACUUGAUUCAAAUGGUUUACAUAUUUAGUAGGUAAGGGAUAUGUUACCGUACCCCACCUUUAAGUUAUUUAUUAGCCCUAAUUGUGUUUGGUUUUAGACAAAAUUAACCCUUUCUCCUGUGUUAUCUUUGAAGUGGCAGAUAAAGGGAAGCAUCAGACUGGUAUCAAUGUUAGACAAUGUUCUUACAUGUUCCUAUUUUGUAGUUACCGAUUCCAUUUGACAUAGUAGGAGGUACCUUUUCUUUCUACUCUGAUGCAUGGGGAAGGAUGUUUUUGGACAUUAUCAACUGUGAUAGGUGGGAAACCUACCUCUCAUUUGUGGUUCCAUUUCAGAACUAUGAUGCUUUUCUUCUCAGAGCUUGUGUUAAGUAUAUAGUAAACAGAUUGAUUCAUGAUAAUUGUCCUUGACUAUUGACAUGAAAAGACUAAUGGGAUGCCUUUUACUUCCCUAAUUUUAAGAAUUGGUGAUAGAUGUCAAAUCCAUUAAUUUAUUUAAACUCUUCUUAACCUUCUCUGUUUUAUAAUCUGUUCUCAGGUUUAUAACUCCAUGUUUACCAUCAUCUGCAAAAUGGUACCAAAAAAAUCCAUAAAUAAAUACGGAAUACAUUCAUAAGUACAUACAUUCUUUUGGUAAAAUGAUCUUUUGACAGUUUAGGCUUCAUUAAUAGAACUGUUCUUUUUCUUUGGACCAUAUUAAUUGGUCAUUGAAUGGUCAUCCAAUUACCGUGUUUUCUUUCAGUCCAAAAUAGUUAGACCCUUGUAUAUAGAAGUGGUAUUUUGGUUUUUAAUCAGAUUUGGUUUCAUCAGAAGAAGCAAGAAUGGGCCUGAUGUUCUUUAAAAGCAUAGCUGACAAUGGUAGCUUCUCAAGUUAUGAAAUAAAACUAAGAGAUAAUGGAGAAAAUCAUUUUUAUGGGUUUUUUUGGUUAUGGUGCUAUUCCUAAGGUUAACUUUGAAUACAUGACACACACACUCCUAAGUACCUUUAAGGAAAAUUAGUAAAUCAUUAAUAGUUAAAAAUGUUUACAUUGAGCACUAGAACUUGUUUGGCUUUUUUUCUAGAUUAUGGGAAAUGCCCAGGGAUUUAAUGCACAGGUGUACUUUAAUGUUUAGGGUCAGUUUGUAAUAUUCUUGAGAAAAAGAUAAAGGGUUACAAUUUGAAUGUGAACUGAUCCAGAAAUAAGUGCUGUAGCUUUCCACUGCACUUGAAGUUUAACUUAAUGGUGUAUGUGAAAAAAAGAACCAAAAAGCAAAAAACUACUCUGGUUGUGUCCAAAGUCGUAUGGUUUUAUUCAUGUAUGGUUUUAAAGGCUUUGAAGUAUUCAGAUUUGAUCUUUGCCUUCUCGGAAAUACUCACUUUACCAAGCAUAUAAAGGAAAAAAGAUUUCAAACAUUCACAAGAUAGAUGAGUGUUAACAAAGCGUUUGUUUUCUUUUUUUUUUUCCAUGUCCUUCUCAUUUAAAAAGGUAUACAUAAAAUGUGAAGUAACUUAAUAAAAGGAAAAGUUUAUCCCAUAUUCAAAAUACUUCCUAGGGUCAGCCUCCCUUUUUUUAAGUGGAAAAUAUCUGAUUAAAUCAUUUCACAGUUUAUUCUUGGAAAGAAUGAUACAGCAGUUAUUCAUAGCUUGUAAAUUACAACAGAAAGGUUCCUUUCAAAUAGUAGAGCUGCACCUAAAGAGGAAAUUGGGUUUAUAAGAAAAUGAAGGCAAAUCACUUAAGUUUUAAGAAAAAGCACUUCAAAAGGGCAGAUGGAAAAGGGGGAUAUAAAACAAACCAAUAAAAAUACCAUCUGACGGUGUUACUGUCCAGAAGUAAAGAAUAAGAUGCAUCACUAAGCUCUUUGCACUCAUUAUGACCUCAUAAGUAAAAAUUAUUAAUAUGGGAUGCACACUACAUUCCCUGUCUCUCUUCUAGACUUUUUUUCUGUGGAAGAAUCAAAACAAUUUACUAACCUCCUUGUUUGAUACUAAAAAGUAAAUAGGAAAAAAUUUAAUAUUUUCUGUCAGUACAAGUUGAACUUGAUUGUGCCAACUGAAACCUUAGAGGUUUGUAUAUCAGUGGAACAUAAGAACAUUGUUAAAGGUGCUUACAGUCUUUUGUUUUCCUUUCCACUCCAUUGUAUCAAUUUUUUGAGUAACUUUUAAAUGGCUAGAAAAUGAUCUUUUUGCUUUGCCCUUUUAUAGCUGAAAUAACCAGCUCCAUCCUUUUCAUGAAUAAGUUGAUAUAUUUAUCAGGUAUCUUGCAGUUGUCACCAAAUACUGUAGUUUUCUUAUGUUGUAUGGAAAUUAUAGUUCAAUUAUUCUAAUGUGAUGGAGUGCCACAAGUCAUUGUAGAACUUUUCACCUGUUAAUGUUGAAGUUAUACCUCUGAACUUCUGCUGUGGAUAUCAAGGAAAUAAUAAAGCAGAAACCCUAAGAACUUUCCAAUUUAACAGUUUGAGACUGUCUCUUAUCCUAGUAUUUGGGAAGAGAAGGAAUAAAUUUGUCAAAACUAGGUGAGAGUAUAGAGCAUUGUGGGAAAAAUUGAGUCCACCUAGAUUAGCAAAUGUUAAUCCCGAGCUCAAAUUCUGAAUAGUAAGGAUUGAAAAACUAUUUAAUGGUAAGGGCUUUGUUGCCUUACGAUUUUAAGAAAAGUUUCAAAGGCUGCUAAAUUAUAGAGAUGGUGCCUAAGGAUACAUGGAGAUUCUCCAAAGUAAGAGAUGUUUACCUUUUUUAUAAUCUGUCAAGCUGGUUCCUAAUAUAAUAUAUUGCUAAAUUAGUAGAAAACUAUCAAGAUUUUAAAUUGGUGUCUGCUCAAGGAUUGCUUUUCUGGAUCUGAUGGAGGGAGUGGGAGAGUCACAUCAUUUGGAUCCUACAAAUCUGCAGUCUCUAUAUUUGGCAGCAUGUAAAUAACUAGACUAUACAUCUAUUUCUCAAGUAUGGUAAGACCAGUAGUUUGAAUUUAAUUAUCAAUGCUCUGGUAUAUUUUCUGGUCACAUUUUAGUUAUGUCAGUUUUAAGGUAAGUGUUUUCAUUUAUUAAAGCCUUUAAAUGAGUUCAGACUGCCAAAGAGAAAAGGCAGGCCAGUUGACCUAAUUGAAAUGAGACGACCAGUAUAUAGGGCCUGGAUGGACUAUAGCAGCUCUCCCCCUUUGUUUUACAAGGUAAAUCAUUUAAAAAAUUACCUUUUUUGAUGAGUGGUUAAAAAUUAAAGAGAUCUUUAAAUUUUAAUAUAUUCAAGUUAAUUUUCUAAGUGAGAAUCAGUCCUUGGAGUGCAACUAUAUAUUCACCUACAAAAUUCCAAUCAUAAAAUUACAGGAGCCUGUCAAGAAAGCAGAUCUUCAGUUUUCCACUCCACAUAAGAUUGUUAAUAUUCUAAAUUAAUCAAAAACUCAUUUAGAUGAGUUUUUGUCAAUUCCUAAAUAAAACAAUAUAAUAAGUUUAGCAUUUUCAUCUUAACAAGCAAAAGAGUUAAAAAACAAAUUCUAUUUGGUUAAUUCCAGACUUGUCCUAGGUAGUUCCCCAACCUCCUUUCCACUGGUAAUUUCUUUUCAUGCAGGCAGAACAUAGGGCUGCGAAUUUUAUGGAUGAGCUUGGAUGGGGGAACUGAAGCGAGUCAGUAGCCCUGCUUGAAAAGGGUUUUACCACUGGAUUGUCUGUGGCCCGGGGUCUUUUCAUUAGUAGUACAGUAAUAGGGUAGAUUGAAAACAAGUAUUUACUUCUGAUUCUGCCUACAUUUAGUGUGAAAUGCUCUGAGAUGUCGUUUCUAAAAAGCAAAUUAAGCAGUUAAGUAUAAGGUCCCUAACUUCACAUUUUAAAAUAAGGCUUUUAUGAGAUUUUUAUAAAAAAUUGCAAUAGCCAUCACAAAUCUUUUGCAGAAUUUUUCUAGGGGUGAGAGAAAACUGUAUUGUCAUGAGCUAGAUUAGUUGUAGUUCCAGAAUAAAAAAUUCUAGGUUGUAUGGUGCCCAUCAUUGAGUAAAUUGAUCUCUAAAGAUGAAUAAGCUAGUGAACUAGUUUAUGGAAUUAUUUCUGACAGUCUCUUGACCCGAUGCUGCCAUACUGCAGUGUUAUGAGCUCCCCCUAGAAAGUGGAACUGUUGAACAGCAAGUUAUACAGCAACCAUUUAUUCUGUAGCCAUUGCCUAAAGGGGUACUUUGGCUUAUAGAAUGUUUUUGGAAACUCUGCUUUGGGAAUGAUGAAGAUCAUUGAUAAAUGUUACUAGCUUUCUGAGUUUUGGGGUCAUUUCAUUACUUAUCAAUGAAGGGCAGACAGGAGAGAGAACAUCUCAAACCUUUUCUGAUAAAAGGCUUGCUUGAGGGAGCUUAUAACUUGUACCUAGAGGGUUUACCCAUUAUGUGGAUUUCAUUAUCCACCAACCACAGCAACCAAUAAUGUCAAGAUCCUAGGAGUUCAUGAAAGAGGCUAGUAUGUUUUCAUUUUGAGUCAAACAUUUUCUCAUGAAAUCUGUUUCAAAUGCUCCAAUUAAAAAAAUGUUGAUUAAAAAUUUUUAAUGCUUCUGUAGUGUGCAGUUUACUUUGAAUUCAGGAAAAGUUUUGUAUGUUGAAGUAAUACUUGUGCAGAAUCUGUAAAUAGGGUAGCUUAAAAAUUAUAAAAAAGUCUAAUUGGAAUAUGACAUCCUUAAAAUGUAGAAACUAAAGAUUGUGUUGUCAGAACUGUUAAUGUUUGUACCCAGGUUUCCAUUCACCACAGAUGUCAUCUUAGAAUACACACAUAUCCGUGAGUUAUAAUUCAAAGCGGUCAUCCAGGUAAAUGAUCAUGGAGUGCUACUACAGAUGUACAUUUUUAUACUACUGAUGUUGUGUUCUUGCCAUAUCCAAAUAGGGAAUCACUUCCAGGAAAACAAUAGUCCUCAAGCACUCACUGACUUUCUGAACACGUGAUUGACACAAGACCAUCUGAGACAGUAGGACUGUUGGAAUUCUACUGACUUAGUAUUACAUGGCAUCAUCACAAAUGUAUUAUUAGAGCAGCAGCAUCCAGAGUUCUUAAGUUUGUACCCUAACACACCAAUUUGACUUCCCCCUGAAAAUACGUGUAUUUCUAAAAUGGUUUGUAGUUUUCUUGAGAAUAAAGCACUUUACAAUUUACUAAGUUUUCAGUGAUACUUAAAAGUAUGUAUUUAAAAAAAAACUGUCCACAGUUUUCUCUCUCUGAUUUUUAUUCUUAGUCUAUGAAAUUCCUGUUUUAUUGUCUAAGACUUAAGAGAUACAGGUUUAUCAAGUUAGAGUUGCUGUGUACAAUAUAAUUCACAAAUUCUCCCUCCUUUGGGCAUAGUUAUUGAAGUUCAAAUUUCCUUAAAAAUAUUUUUUAAAAACCUGAGUUUUGUUUUUUUUCCUGCAGAAUCUUAUCCAUCAUUCCGGAUGACAAACAUUUAUUAAAAUGUCUUAGAGUUAGUGUUUACUGGGUUCCGAAAUUGUCAGUAUAGGUAUAGGUACUUUAAUCACACAUCAAAAUGGAAUUCAUUUCUGCAACUUAAAGCAUUUUGUUACAAAUAAAUUUGUAGUUGAAAUAGGCUGUUCCACUUGAUGAGUAGGUUGUUGGGAGUGAACGAGUUUAAUUUUUUUUUCAAAAUGCAAAUGGUGCAGCUAGCUGAUAAUAGUAUAUCAUCAUCCUACUAUAAAUUGCAAAUUUCACCUUAAUUUUGCAUGUUUUAAACUUUUUGUUUACCCUUUGUAGCAUAUUUAUAUUUUAGCAUUUGCCUAACAUUGAUUUAAUGUGUUAAGAUUCAUUUUGGAUAUAGGGUUGACUUGUUGGAGAUAAUAGUUCAUAAUUUAAAAAUUUCCAAGAAAAAUGUCUCUGAAGUGGUAAACACACUGUACUUUAAGCCACUUCUCUUCCCACAGAGCCCAACUGAAGGAGGUAAGGGCAUGCUGCAUGGGAGUAAUGCUGUGAUGAGCAUCUUACUCUAGCAAAAUGCCAUUUACAAUGCCUAGAGAUUUAACUCUAAAAACAUAGAACCCUUAGAAAUAGAAUUUUACUGGAAAGCAUGUGAGUCACAUAAGUUAGUUGGCAAAAAGAACUGAUGUGUAUGUGGUACGGUUGCUUUGAAUAAAGUAUUUCCUAACCUAUUUUGGGGAGAACACUUACCUGAACUUAGAGAAGUGUAAAAUCAGUUUCAUAGACUUACAGGAAAAUCUAAAGUGCUUCCAUUGUGAGGGCAGAGGCCUGCUUCAUUAAUCUGGCUGUAUGAACAUGUCAGUCCACAGAAGCAGUUUUUAACUGUACUCAUCUGUCCUUUAGUCAGCUUAGUGACAGAAGGGCAAACAUCUUCAUAGAAGAAAAAAUUCAGAAGGUUGGCAGUAGUAGUUUCUUUGCUACAGAAUAAUCAUGUUACUUGAUAGUAUCUGACUAAAAGCCCUCAUUUUCUAGUACUUAGUAGUAAAAAGAAUGUGGUGGAGUCCUCCAGAAGUCUAGUGUAGGUGUAGGAUAUCAAUUGUGGUUAUUUCAGUGAUCUACAGCCUGACUUUUUCAAAUGCUAAGUAUCUGGAAACUUCAGGCAGGGUCCUACAAAACAAACUGCCAUCAGGACUGAUGUGUACCACGAAGGCAAUUUUAGAUAGUUUGACUGUUAAUGGCUGCAAGAAAGACCUAAAAUUCAAGGGCCAGUGAACUUCAGAUACAUAUGGUGAAAGAAAUGCCACUUCUCUUCUACAAGAGUACUAAUUAGACUUGUUUGUGAAAUCUGAAAAUUUGGCUCUGAGACACUGGUAACAAUAAAAAUACCUGAGCCCUCCUAAGUUUGAUCGGCAUGGAGUAGUAGGUCUGGCAUCAUGUGGCUCUGCACAGCUCGAGUCAUUUCAAGCACCCUCUAAAAACUGCCUUAGUCUACAUGAAGGACUUAACUCUGCAAAGUGCUUUUUGUCUGGCAAAUCCUUUCAAAAUUUUCAGCUCUCUUCUAAAUGCUUCCUUGAAGGAAUCCUUCCUUGAUCCCUUAGGUUAGGUUAGGUUUCUAGUCUGUGUUCUCAUAGCACUCUGCACUUUUUAGUUCCUUAAAGCAACCCCACGUUAUUUUUUUGAAUUUCAAUCUGAAUCUCAUGUAUGUGUCACAUACCUUGUAUGUGUCACAUACCUAGGUCAGAAAAUACUGGAACAAUGAAAUUAAGCUUUAAUAAUUGAAAUUAUGUAAAAUGCUCAUACAUAUGUUUUUAGAUUAGCAGCUUUAUGAUGCCGAUGCUGAAGGAACUUUAACCCCAUUCCUAAAGUCUGCUACUGUUUUAAGUGACAUCCUUAUAGUUGUAGAUAAGCAAAUGUAAGGUGAUAUCAAUGUCAAAAGCCCUUAGUAUCACAUUUAAAAAUUUAUCGUUUAGCAGUAUGACUUUUAAAAUUUGUUUCCAAAUGAGUGUUGUUGAGGAAUGUUAGCAGUAGUAAAAUCUUGUUACAAGAUUUUUGCAUUUACAUGAACUUUCACUCAUUUUUCAGAAUUUGUUCCUAGAGACAGAGAACCCAAUACAAAAGUGAGAACAUGUAUGCAUAAUGAGAAGGAUGCAGUGCAGAUGCCUAGUGAAACUCUGAAAGCAAAAAUGGUACCUGAGAAAGUUCCCCGCAGAUGUGCUACUGUUGCUGCAAAUAAAAUAAAGAUAAUGAGUAAUCUAAAAGAAACGAUCUCAGGACCAGAAAAUGUCUGGAUUAGGAAGAGUAGCAGAAAACUGCCCCAUCGAAAUGCUUCUGCUGCGGCUAAGAAAAAAUUACUGAAUGUUUAUAAAGAGGAUGAUACAACCAUAAAUUCUGAAAGUGAAAAAGAGCUAGAAGAUACUAAUAGCAAAGUGCUUUUUUUAAGGGGGUUCAGAUCCUGGAAAGAAAAUGCACAAUAGUGACUAUGAGAAUGUAGAAGUGGUAUCUGAAAACAACUGGGCCACAAGUAAACUGGCAGUUACAUUCUGCCCCCAGCUCUAAAAUUAAUCCCUGAUUGGCAUCUUCGGAGGAAUUUUCUAAAGGCCAUAAUCCAGUGGGUUCCUCCCAGUCAGCUCUUGAACAAACAUGUGCUCUAGGGAAUUCUGAAGAGGAAAUAGAUUGCAGAGUCUGUAGGUGGAGAGGUUGAAAGAAAAGACAAGUGGCCUGCUAUAAGACUACUAUUCUUCUUUCCAGAAAGCAAGGCCUUGAAGACUUGAUUCCAUAGAGGAAAAAUAUUAUGGGAAGUGUACAGGCUAGGAACACCUUGGAGUGAACAAAUUUCAAAAUCUCAACCUGAUGCUAAUUUUAAGGGUUCUCCAGUACAGAGUAAAGAUUCAGACCAUGACAAUUAUGGUGUCAUGAGGAAAAAAUAUUAGGCACUUUUCCAAAGGAAGUGCUAAUGGGCCUAUUUGACUUUUGAGUGAAGCAAAAACUCUACCCAGAUUCACUCCCUACAGUUCACAUCCCCAAAGGUCAAAAACAAACUAGGAGGAUGUGAGAAAAAAAAUAGCUUGAGAUGCUGAUUACUGAGUUCUGAAGUAGAGUGUUGGAAAUAGGCAAUUAGAUAAAGUCCGUUCAUGUCAUUUUGUUUAUAAUAUUGGAGAUUGUACUGAAUGACCACUUGAUAUGACUAAUUCAGGGAGUAUAUAUUUUUCUAUGAAAGCUAUGAAUGUUACUACCACAGCUAUUCCUUAUUUUUCCUUUUAUGUAGCAGCAUUUACAGAAAUGCCAAAAAUGUGCCUCAUUAAGAGGCAGGUCUUAAGUUUUAAUCAGUUAAAAAAAUAAAAGGUAUAGCUCAAGAUCAAAACAGUCAUAUUUUUAGAUGAUACAGUGAAUCUUUUAUGUUUCUCUACAGCACCUUAAAAAUUAGAACUUGAAUACUUUGAAUAAAUUUAUUACAGUCUCAUCCCAACAAACUUUAAUGGUUGCAUGCUUGGCCUAUUUAAUUGUGGCCUCCGCUAGGAUUAGAAAAUCUGGUCGUGGUACAACAAAGAAUGUAUUUGCAAUAGGAUUUAAUUUGUUGUUUAUAUGAAUUGGUUGAAAUUAAAAUUGCCAGAUUAAAUAAAUGUACCGUCACAUCUUUUUAACACAGUAACGUGUUACUGGAAAAAUUAAGUUGUUGAAAGUAAGCUGUUUCUCAUUUAAAAAUACCUGAAUAUUAAUAUAUGAUUUGCAUGUGUAAAUUUGAAAAAGUAAACUACAGAAACCUAGAGGUUUCUAUUUUUUAAGACAAAUGCAUUUUUUUUUUUUUUUUGGUUAUACAGAUGUAUCAAGUGUCUAAAAUACUUCAGAAAUUUGUGGUUGCAUGUCUGUUUUUUUAAAAAAAGGCUUUUUGUUUUUUAGCAUAAGCCAGACUAUUCUAACCUACUAAGUCUCUGUUCUUUGCUCCUUUUGUUGUAUACUUUUAUCUAAACUAUCCCUAUUAUGUUGAUGCACAGGUGAGAAAGGGAAGAUAAUUCCUAAUAAACUGCUAUUACUUUUA
Molecule: messenger RNA, 17811 nt
Organism: Sapajus apella (tufted capuchin)
Lineage: Eukaryota; Metazoa; Chordata; Mammalia; Primates; Cebidae
Gene: BRWD1
Product: bromodomain and WD repeat domain containing 1
Exons: 41
Coding region: 334-7149 (2271 amino acids)
Biological process (GO): cytoskeleton organization; regulation of cell shape; regulation of transcription by RNA polymerase II
Cellular component (GO): nucleus
Molecular function (GO): protein binding
Source: RefSeq, a predicted model, not a curated record